This is a messenger RNA of Musca domestica (house fly), 4328 nucleotides long. RefSeq names its product BUB3-interacting and GLEBS motif-containing protein ZNF207 (gene BuGZ). The transcript has 4 exons. The coding region runs from base 179 to 1348 and encodes 389 amino acids. The record is from RefSeq and is a predicted model, not a curated record. NCBI's taxonomy places the organism in Eukaryota, Metazoa, Arthropoda, Insecta, Diptera, Muscidae. Gene Ontology annotation, molecular function: DNA binding. Gene Ontology annotation, cellular component: nucleus.
GUGCUGCUGAAUAUCGGAAUAAAGAUUGGAACACAAGUAUUUUUUUUUUCUUACGGGGUCAUUGAAGUAAGCGGAAUCAACGUUGUUUUCGUUCUGAUAGGAAGAAAAGUUAAAAUAAUCCGGAGAAAAUUAUUAAAACGCUGUUGGAGACCUCUUUAUAGAUAACGCUAAAUAAAAUAUGGGUCGCAAGAAGAAGAAGGCUUCCAAACCCUGGUGCUGGUACUGUAAUCGUGAAUUUGACGAUGAAAAAAUUUUGGUGCAACAUCAGAAGGCAAAACAUUUCAAAUGCCACAUAUGCCACAAGAAAUUGUACACGGGUCCCGGUCUAUCAAUACAUUGCAUGCAGGUCCACAAGGAAACCGUUGACAAAGUGCCAAACUCAUUGCCCAAUCGAUCCAACAUCGAAAUAGAAAUUUUCGGCAUGGAUGGUAUACCUCCGGAAGAUUUACGAGAGCAUGAACGACAAAAGAAUGGUGGUAAAUCGGACUCAGAUGAUGAUGAGCCAGCGGCGAAAAAGAAAGUGGAAUAUCCCAUUGCUGCUGCACCGCCAAUGAUGAUGCCGCCAAACAUGAUGCCCCCACAUUUAAUGAAUCAGUACGCUCAAUACGGCAUGAUGCCACAUAUGACGGCAAUGCCGCCAUUUAUGGGUCCCGGCGGAAUACCGAUGGUACCGCCUCACAUGAUGCCGCCACGACCUCUAUUUCCCGCCGCAAUGGCAGCCACAACUUCAGCUGCCGCUCAUGCAGCCAGUCAAUUUGCGGCAGCACAGCAGAAGCCAACGUUCCCUGCAUACAGCAAUGCCACCAUAAGUGCACCGCCAACAACAAACAAUCCCAAUGCUGCAGCACCACCUACCACAACAGCAACUACAACCUCAGAACCAGCUAAAACUCAGGUGGUUACAAACGCCAGUGGCGUUACAUCAAAAAUAAUGCAUCCACCUGAAGAUCUUAGUUUAGAAGAAUUAAAGGCACGUAAAAUACAAAGACUUAAGAGUAGCAAUGCAAAUUCUGUAAGCACAUCCAAAUCUUCGGCAGCGACAUCAGCAGCCAAUACUGUGACUGGUGGCAAUAACAGUAGCGGCGGCAUAGUUAGCAGUAGUAGUAGUGGUAGCAGUGCUAGUGGUGGUCAUGGCUAUUCAUCGAGUUCGUCGUCUUUUACGACAGCUCCGUCCUCCAUAUAUAGCAGCAGUAGCGGCGGCACCCACAGUACCACGACAACAACAUCCUCAGUUGGCACAUCGUCAGCAGCAACGAAUGCAGCCGCAGCAGCUGCCGCAACAGCAGCGGCCAUAUCCAAGGCACAGGAAGUGAGUUCUUAUUAUAGAUAUAAAAACUAUAGUCAAUAAAUAAUAACAUUAAUAAAAAAGACACAAACAAAAGGAAACAGUUGAAUCGAAAACUUAAGAACAAACUGUAAAAACGUAUAAGAAAAAGAAAAUAUUAUUUUAAUACAGGAUCGAGUUUUUGAUUUCACUCUUUUUUUUUCUCUCUCUCUUAACAUCGACCACAUUCGCAUCGGCAAAAUGUCAAAAGAUAGUAGAUUAGAUUUCGAGAGUUGUAUAACAUGACGCGGGAUAUAUCUUCUCAAAUUUUUGAAAAUAGAUUUUGAAAUUACCCAAAUGGUUGGCAAUAAUGCAAUUAAAUGAAAUCAUGAAAUACUUUUUGUGGGACAUGUUUUGAGUGUGUGUGUGUGUAAGACCCUAACUUUUCAAACUAGAGUCUUUUCAUAGAGGACUAAUAUACCUUAUUGUGGUAUCGAAGAAUUAAUAAUUUUAUGUUUCACAGAACUGUGAAAUUUCGAAAAAAAAUUUAAUGUAAAAAUGUCCACACGAUAUGGUCCACGGUUCAUGUUUUUCUCUUUUUGAUUUUCCUAAGAAAAACCCUUGAGAACAUCAAUAGAAAGAAGUCAAAUCUGUCUAUAUUCUAUUAUAUUAAAAAUUCAUGUUAUAUUAAAUUAAUAAUAGAAAAUAUUAUUAAUUAUAUCAAAGGGAAUCAUUAAUGGAUUCAUAGAAGAGACAUAUUCCAACGUCAUGUUAGACAACUUUCAAUGUUAGAUCCGUAUUUUAUAAAGACAAAUCGACAAUUGUACAUUUCAAUUAUUCAUUCUAAAUAAUUUUUAUCCUUUCCCCUUUUCAAAUUAACAUCACAAGCUUUAAUUUGUGUUAAUAACUUUUUUCCCUUUUAUUUCGUAUAAGAAAGUAGACGAUUAGGUUAGGUUUUCUUGAAUUCGUAGUUUAUUGAAGAGGAUCAAUCAAAUCGGAAAUCAAAAUGAAGUGUUUAGUCAACAUUUUUGAAUGUUUAUAUUUCCCUCCAAAGACUUUCAAGUGAAGGAGAUGAUCAUAUGAACUGCAUGUAAUGGGGAGUCUUCUGGAGUGCUUAAGCAAUCAGAAUUUGAAAUAUUUAUUGGAUUUAGUAAGAUUUUGUAUCGAUAAUCGGUGAAUUUUGGCGCUUCCGACUGAAUUUAGUAUAGAAAUAAGUAAUUUAAAUUUGAUGAAAAUCGGUUCAAAUAUAGCUAAAGCUCCCAUGUAUCGAUAUAUAUAUCGAUCAACUCCUUCUGGUACCUCCCCAACCAAGGAUCAAAAUUUUGAAUAUUCAUGAAGCUCAUAAAACACGAAACAACAUCCGAUUCCAUUGAGACUUGGUACAUCUCAAUAUUUUCAUCGACACAAGAUAUUAGAGAUCAGACCAGUUCUUCUGGUACCUUCCCCACAAAUUGUCAAAAUAACUCGAAAAUAACAUCGAUUCUAUUCUAAUUCUAUUCAUAAUUAAUGCAUAUCAAUAUUUCCAUCAACACAAGAUCGCACCAUUUCUUCUGGUACCUUUCCCACUUAGGGUUCAAUAUUUGGAAAAACAAAACGCUCAAACAACUCUCUUCAUAUUUCACAUUUCCAAAUAUUUUUGCUAACGUAAGAUCCCAACCCCUUCUGGUACCUCACCCACAAAGGGUCACAAUUUCUAAUACUUAUAUCUGUCAUAACUUGCGAAACUUUUCUUUACAACUUGCUAUAUCGAAUUUUUUUUCUUAAACAGAAAUCUGAUAUGAAUAUGAAAUUUAUCGGAAUUUAAGAUUUCGCAUUAAACUGGAUAUAAAUCUUCGAUUUCCUUCAAAUAUUGCAAAUACCAACAAUAUUUUUAUCUGUAUUAAAUGAAGUAUGAAAAUGGAAUAUUAUACCUCUAUAUCUGUUACCUCACGCAUAUUUCCACAUUUUCCAAAAUUUUUGCACAUAUGAAAGCAGACGAUAAAGUCCAAAUCUGGCACGUUGUAAUAUUUUUAACAGUCUUAGGUCAGAUACAAAUUAGUCAAUAUUGGCCAAUUGUUUCGGAACCUCGAAUCUAUUUAAAGUUGCACUUAUUUGUCCACAUGUUUUGUGGAUAGUUGGAAAACUUCACUACCAAAAAUAAUUGACACAGAUCCAUAGCAUUCAUAUAUUUUAAAACUUUUAAUCUUAGGGAUUAGGAUUUAGGACUGGUUUUUUCAGGAAAACAUUCAAGAUUUGUCUUGUAUCUUUUGGUAUUUCAAACUUUGAUUCAUUAUUCCUUCACGAUAAUAUUUAAUACGUCCGAAUUUAGCAACAUUUAUAUUGUUUUGCUCAUAUCUGAUCUCUUCAAGAAAUUCAUUGUCUUGCUUUUUUUAAAUCAGAUUAUUUGAAAUAUGUAAAAAAAAAAUCCUUCAAAACAUCCUUUUCCAAUAAACUACGAAUUCUAGAGAUAAUAUCCUAAUCGAAAGAAUUAUGUUACAAAGAAGUUCAUGGCAGGCAUUUAAAAUAUUAACAAGAAAAUAAUUUAUAAUAAUUAUUUCAAACAUUCAGAAUAUUCAUUCAUUUUCAAUGGAUGUAAAUACACAGCUAGCAGCAGCAGACUUAACUUUUUUUAAAUUUUCCUUUCUUUCUUUCCAAAACUAAUAAAUACAGUUUUUCUGUUUGUUAUUUAAGAUCUAAUAGUAAUAGCUAUAAUAUUGUUGUAGUUUUGAAAUUUUGCCGACUCAAAUAAUUAACAAAGACCUUUUCCCUUUCCUGUUUUUUUUUUUUCAAAUCAGUUACAUUUAUUUUUAUAUAUAAAUAAUUAAUUCUUUUUUAUCUUAAAUACAUAACAGCAAACAAGCUAUUAUAAUUGAAAUAUGUGUGUGUGUAUUUUUUAUAUUUUACAAAAAAAGGCAAAUUUUUAUUGUGAACAUAGAAAAACAAAAAAAAAAAAAGAAAUUAAGAACUUUGAGAUUUAAAUUAUUACCAACAACAACAGCAAAUAACUUAUAUGGAAACAAAAGUAAUACAAAAUAAAAAAAAAACAACAAUAAAAGUCAAACCGUACUAAAAAACCUAAACAAAA